GGAUAGAACGCGCACGACAGACGCUCUCCCAAGUCACAACAAUUUGGGCCUAUCUCAAGACACUAUUCGCAGCAGCUCAUCAUUUAGCACGGCGCUUUCACUACGAGCGGAACAAAUAAAUUUCGGCAAGUCAGUGGCAUUACGACAUUACGUAUACACUUCCGUUUCUGGAUGUUUCUGCAUAGUGUAACAUAGUGGCGCCUUGAAAAUUUUGGAAAUUUGCUUGCGGCACUAAGGUGAAUUCGUGUGCGUCAUGUUAACGUGGUUACAGUUGUUGUUUGUGCUACUGAUCGUACGCGAUUCAUGGGAAGCCUGUGAUCGCACACCGCAAGGUGCCACUGGUGAACCUUCAUUGGCCGACGAGAGCUUUCGUGUGUUAAUCCAAAGCAAUCCAACGACUUACAUACCAGGACAGACCUACAAUAUCACCUUAUCUUGUGACGCCCCGCUCAAUUUUCUGACCUUCACUUUGGUUGUGGAGAGCGAAGAUGAAAGUAUACCGCCCAUACCCGACACGGUCGGCUACUUUGAGCUCAAAGACAAGGCUGAGACGCGUUUCAGCACGCAAUGCGAGAAUAUGAUCGAAAGUACAAAUUCGAAUACAAAAGUGCAUAUCAGCGUUGGCUGGGUGGCGCCAACCGGCGGUUGUGUACUCAUCAAGGCGGCAUUGCUGCAACACCGUUUGGCAUGGUAUAUGGACGAUGGUUUACUGACGAAACGCAUUUGUGCGGAAGAGAUUGAUGAGGUGAACAGCCAGACGCCGCCAGUGGAAGUGUGUUGCGCGUGUGAUGAGGCCAAAUACGAGCUGAUUGUUGAGCGCAAAUGGAGUCGCAAUACACAUCCGCAUGAUUUUCCGGAAGAAUCUUGGCGUACACGUUUCAGUGAGAUUAUUGGCGCAUCACACACGCAAGAGUACCGUUUCUGGCAAUAUGGUGCGCUCGCGAGUAGUGGACUAAAAGAGAUGGCGGAACAUGGUGCCACACAGCUGCUGGAAAUGGAAGUCAAGGCCGGCGAUGUACGUACGAUCAUCAAGGCGCCGGGUAUUAUGUAUCGUCAGAAUGUGGUGAGUACCACGUUGGCUAAUGUGCGCGUAGAUCGUCAACAUCAUGUCAUCUCGUUGGUUUCGAAAAUUGAACCGUCGCCCGAUUGGAUUUUGGGCGUUGCCGGUUUGGAGUUGUGCUUGGCGAAUUGCACUUGGAUUAAUGAGAAAGUGUUAAACUUAUAUCCUUGGGAUAUUGGUACCGAUGCUGGUCCAUCGUAUAUGUCUCCAGAUCAGCCGCAAAAACCGCCAGAUGUGGUGCGACGCAUAACAUCGACUUCGCCGAAUGAUCAGCGUUCGCCAUUUUACGAGGAGACUGGCAAACCCAUGAAACCGAUGGCUACGUUGCAUGUACGACGCAAGCGGUUAUAUGAACGUGACUGUGAUUCGGGUGAAAUCAUGCCGUUAGAAUGUACAACACACCCAUGGAGCACUUGGAGUGAGUGUGGCACACGUUGCGGAUCCGGCAUACAGUACCGCACACGCGUAUUUAAAGAUCCCGACUUGGCGGACAGUUUUAGUUGUCAAGUAGUGCUGAAGCAAACACGAAAAUGCAUGGGCGAACAAUGCAACGUAGCCGAUGAAGAGCCCGAAGAAGACGAAGACGUAGCUGCCGGUUGUGAACUAACAGCCUGGGCGGCAUGGACACCAUGCUCACGUCAUUGUGGACGUGGCUACAUGACACGCAGUCGUGAAUAUGUCAAUCCCUAUGAACGCGAACGUUGCUUGAACGACAACCCUGUAGAGCUCGAGCAACGACGAGAUUGUGAGGGUCGCGAUUGUGGGGGCGGUAGGCGAACACAGCAAAGCCGCGAGGAAGACGUUGAUGGAAAUGAGGAUGAUAAUACAGCUGUGGAGGACAUUGAACACAAUGAAGAGAAUGGUGAUGACAACAUAGCAGAAGAAGAAGAAGCGGUUGCUGAAGAUGAUAGCAGUCGUAACCGACCGGAUUUUUCAAACAGAAAUUCAAAUUAUAAUGGACGCCAAACCGAUUGGGGUGAUGACGGUAACUUUGAUCAUGCAGCCGAAGGUAAAGAUGACGAAGAUAAUACGCAAAUUGAUAAGUCCGAGCAGGACGUUGAAGAAAACGAUAAUGAACUGAAUGCUGGUGAUACAUACAUUCGUCCAUAUGACAAUCGUGGCGACUACGGGGGUGGCCGCGAACAAUAUAGUAAUCGCGACGAUGAUUCUUACGAUCGUGACAACGAGAAUGUUGAUGAAGACAACAACGAUAGUGAAUUCCGUGAAGUUUACGAUGAGAAUGGACGUAAAGCGAUAUUCGUGGCGGCCAGUGAUCCAAACACUUACGAUGUGCUACAACAAUUCUGUUUUGACAAACCCUAUAUGCGCGGAACGAAUUGUGAUCGCAAUAAUGUAGGUUAUCGCAAUUUCUGGUUUUACGACGCGGAUGAUCGCCAAUGUAAAUUAUUCACCACCAAUGGUUGUGAUGAUAAUAAAAAUAAAUUUAGAACGCUGGAGACCUGUGAAGGUACCUGUCUCUUACCGCACAGUUUGCAAUUAAGUAAGCGGUUGCGGUAUAGGGAAAAUGAAGAUGGUUGGAGUCGACAAUUUGGUGAGCCGGAAUCGUUGGUGAAAAAACCGAAAAGAAAGAGCAAACGUAGAAAUCGUAAGCGUAAGCAAAAAGAACAUGUCGGUAAUAUCAGAAACUACUCGUUUAAGUGAAUAACGGUGGGUGUAUGCUUCUAUAUACGGGUGUAUAAGUAGAAGAGCUUAUUUUAUGUACAAUAUAUAUUUGGUACUCGGUUUCAGAAAUGAAAUAAACACAGCAAAAUUACAAAACA
Molecule: messenger RNA, 2841 nt
Organism: Zeugodacus cucurbitae (melon fly)
Lineage: Eukaryota; Metazoa; Arthropoda; Insecta; Diptera; Tephritidae
Product: spondin-1
Exons: 7
Coding region: 254-2722 (822 amino acids)
Biological process (GO): cell adhesion
Cellular component (GO): extracellular matrix
Molecular function (GO): serine-type endopeptidase inhibitor activity
Source: RefSeq, a predicted model, not a curated record